Molecule: messenger RNA, 1897 nt
Organism: Spinacia oleracea (spinach)
Lineage: Eukaryota; Viridiplantae; Streptophyta; Magnoliopsida; Caryophyllales; Amaranthaceae
Product: presenilin-like protein At1g08700
Exons: 2
Coding region: 497-1750 (417 amino acids)
Biological process (GO): protein processing; membrane protein ectodomain proteolysis
Cellular component (GO): membrane; gamma-secretase complex
Molecular function (GO): aspartic endopeptidase activity, intramembrane cleaving
Source: RefSeq, a predicted model, not a curated record
CUAUAGGUUCACCAUCUUUAUUUCAUUCCCUCUGAAAAUUCUCGCAAAAGUCGACUUCUGAUGCCUCAUGUGGCAAGACUGACUUAAUCUUACUUUAGAUCAUAACAUAUCUUUGUAAUUUUCUCAUCAUCUUUGCGAAUUUGAUCCAAUUUGUUAAAAUGUUGCUUAUAUUGCAGAAUUAGCAUCAAAAUGGUGAAGAAUUCCUCUUAAUUUACCUCUGUUGAUGUGGGUUUUUUGCCACGAUAAUCAUUUCAGAUCUGAGUAUGACUCCAUUUGGACAUUUAUCAAGGCUGUUGUUUGUCUAUGUUGGAACAACUGUGCUGAAGGGACAAACUGAAGUUCACGGAACACCUCAGUGAAUGUGGCUCAUACAUCUGUGAGUGUGCAUCAUUCUGAUUAACUUCAUUCACCAUUUCUUCCCCCAACAAGCCCCUCCAAUAGCGUGUCUGUGACCUUCCAAUACCCUUCUUUUCUCCUCAACCCAAAACCAGCAGCAAUGGAGGGCAGUAUACUUGAUUCCCUUGGCACAGAACUAAUCGGGGUAAUGUCACCAGUUUCAAUUUGUAUGCUCUUAGUUGUCCUAUUAGUCUCCAUUCUCUCUCCUUCCUCUUCUUUCCCAUCUUCCCCUUCUACCCCUAUCAUCACUGCAGCCAAUCUCGUCUACUCAGAAAAUCCAUCUGAUUCCACAACCCAAAAACUUGAAGGCGCUCUUCUAAACGCUGCUGUUUUUAUUGUCCUCAUUUCAGUAGUCACCUUUGUCCUUGUCCUCCUUUACUACUACAACUUCACCAACUUUCUCAAACACUAUAUGCGCCUAUCAGCUUUCCUCAUCCUCACAACGAUGGGGGGUGCCAUUUUUCUCUCUCUCAUCAGCCAUUUUUCUCUCCCCUUCGAUGCCCUCACUUGUUUUCUCUCUCUUUUUAAUUUCUCCGCACUUGGGGUUGUCUCUGUAUUCGGAAGAGGAGUUCCAAUUAUCAUUACCCAAACUUAUACUGUAAUUUUGGGGAUCAUAACUGCUGCUUGGUUCACCCAAUUGCCUGAAUGGACUACCUGGGUUUUGCUGGUUGCUUUGGCAGUUUAUGAUUUGGUGGCAGUUUUAGCUCCUGGUGGUCCAUUGAAGAUUCUAGUGGAGUUGUCUCAAUCAAGGGAUGAUGAUCUUCCAGCUUUAGUUUACGAGGCAAGGCCUACUGUUUCUGCUUCUAACGGCGGAGGAAGAAGACAUGGGGAUUUAGGGCUUUUGGUUGGUGGGGUUUCAGAUAAUUCAUCGGUGGAGCUCCAGAAUUUAUCAAGAAACGUUGGAAACCGUUCAAACGAGGAGGAAAGUACAGUCGAGGAUGUAAGAGAGAGAAUGAGGAAUGAAGGGGAAACAAUACCGUUGGUGGCAGAAAAUUCGAGUGAGAUUGGCGUGAUAGAUGAAGAGAGGUCAUCCCUUAUGGAGAUGGUAACGAGAGAUGGUGGUGAUGGUAAUGAGGAAGGCACAAGUGCAGGUAUCAAACUAGGGUUGGGGGAUUUUGUGUUUUACAGUGUUCUGGUGGGUAGAGCUGCAAUGUAUGAUCUAAUGACAGUAUAUGCUUGUUACCUUGCUAUUAUAUCAGGGCUUGCUUGUACUCUCAUUUUGUUGUCCGUGUGUCGUCGAGCACUACCGGCCUUGCCUAUUUCCAUUGCUUUAGGGGUCAUUUUUUACUUCUUGACUCGAUUGUUAAUGGAACCUUUUGUUGUUCAGACAUCAACUAAUUUGAUGAUGUUCUGACACAACAACUCCUCCUCGGCCAGAACUACUACAGAAGAUAGUUUUUUUUAUUUUCUUAGAAGUGUUGUGCUGUUUGUUGUAGUGUUUUUCAAGGUUCUAUACCAGUAAACAACAAUGAGAUUUAUUGAAACGUUUACGCUUGUUUUU